Marchantia polymorpha subsp. ruderalis is the source of this 3265-nucleotide messenger RNA. The record is from the annotation of a GenBank genome assembly. NCBI's taxonomy places the organism in Eukaryota, Viridiplantae, Streptophyta, Marchantiopsida, Marchantiales, Marchantiaceae.
GCGCGUAAGUUCGCCGCUAUUGCAGCGGGCGAUGUCUUCCUUUAAGCGCGUGAGCUCGACCUUUUUCGCGAGCACGCAAGCCCCUGUGAUCUUCGUGCCUCGGGUUCUGUCCCGUGUACUGUGUGGUGUUUUGAAUUGAAUUGAAUCUGUGUCGUGCGUGCGGGUUUAUUGUGGGCUUGCUCGAAGGCGUCGCUUUGAGCGUGCGGUUGAUUGAGUCUGUGUUUCAGACGCUGCACUGUGGGAACCGCAUCCGCGGUCUAGACCGACAUACCGCUGCCCAACAAAAAUACGAAGCAAAUCGUCGCCGCUGUGUCUUUUUCCGCUUUCUUUCUUUCCUUCGCCCGAUCGGGUUCGAGUGAUUCUGCGUGUUUCUGUUUCUGGUUGUUCGUCGAAAAUCCCUCUCCUGUGAAUACUUCGUUCACUUUCACUCUGUGUCCAAGACGACUCGACUCAUCGGCGCUCUGUCCACCGAUUUUUGGGCUUUGUUUGGAUUUCGUGCUCUGUUUUAUUUUGGGAAUUUGUGUGUCGGUGGUAUCGUUGGCCCGGCUCGGAAGGUCGCGGAGGCGGCCGGGCUGUGAUCGGAGCCAUUCUUUCUUUGUUUGAUCAAACCAUAGAAAAUCGCCGACCCCUCUGCACGCGUAGCGCUGGAGAAGGAUGGACGAAAUGCGCAGAUAGUUAUGUGCGAGCAAGGCCGGCAAGGAGCGAAGGUAGUUAGUGUCUGAGGACAGACAGAUAACGCUCAGUGUAGCAGCACGAGGGGCGUAGAAGAAUUGGCACGAGCAGGUGCGUUCGGUCUGAGGUACUGCAGAUUCUUGGCAGGAGGUUCCGGAGGAGGAUCAGGAGGCAAGAAUCCGCAUUAGAGCAGAGUUCAUAGGUUGCUGGAAGGAAAUCCUUCAGCUCGCGAGCAUCGGGCAGCGUUUUUGCUUCCCAUUCAGUGGGUGAAAUCAUCGUGAAACUACAUGGUGUCUACUUGCUUGGUUGAGGACAGCCAAGUCUUGGGAGGUCGCUCACCCCGGAGCGCUGGAACAGCAUGAGAAGUGGACGCUGACUUCAGUCAUCCACAUCCGGAGCGAGAGGACUAGAGUGUUGGUUUGGAUUUCCGAAUACAAGACAUACCCUUAUGGUCUCGCGCCACGAGACCGCUGUAGGACUUCACAGCAGUUUGGUCUUGUGACAUUCGAGGCCAGUCGAAUUGCUGGGCUCGCUGUCUUGCAUCUUGAAUCACAGCAGCGCGGGUCGCCUCGAUCGCCCAUCGUGGGCAGAACACUCGAUUGAGGCUCCGGGGCAAGCGAAGCUCGAUUUGUGCAGGUGCGUUGGCGGGGUUCUGCACUGGAGACCCAACACUCGCCGCAUGUGGGUGAGAGGAAGGUUCUGGGAAUGUGGCGAAGCAGGACCGAGAGGGAACGAAACAGGGGGGAAGCGCUUGGCUUGGCCGGUGCAUUGGUGUUGUUGCUCUGCACCACGGAGAUAGUGAUCUGCAAUGGCCGUGCUCUUCAUGUCAUGUCCUCAUCGCGGCGGCUGCUGCAGGACAAUAGUACAUCUUCGUCUGAUGGAAAUGGUAACGGAAACGGAAAUGUCAAUUUACGACAAUACUGGUGGAUCUUCUUGGUCGUGCCGGCAUUCUUUGUCUCGCUGUUGUUCCUCAUGACCGUGUGCUUCAAAUUUCAUCUCGAAAAGAGGCGACGACUGAUCGGAAAGAAGGAGAUAAUCUACACCAAGAGCCCAUGGAAGGUUGGAAUGACCCGGACCAUGCGCAAGCGUCUGAAGAAGGUCAUUAUCACGGAACUUCCUAUCAACACUCGGGAGGAGUUGGAGCACGAGUGCGAGGAAUUUAGCAACAUAAUCAGCUCGUCUUCAGACAGCGUCGUCUUUAAAGGAACUCGAGACAGCGGAGCCCAGAUUGCUGUGGCACGCGUCCGAAUUCCGCCCUCACGGUGGAGCUGCAAUAGCGAGUUGCACUUCCUCCGGAAGGUGAAGGACCUUGCCCGCAUGAAACAUGCCAAUAUCGUCAAUUUACUCGCCUAUUGUUCCGAAGAUGAACCAUUCGAGCGUAUGCUUGUGUAUGAAUAUACUCCAAACGGAAGUGUCUAUGAUCAUCUCCAUAGCUCAGGCUCGCCGGCCGACUUUCUGGACUGGUCUACCCGCAUGAAAAUUCUCAUGGGGGCGGCCUACGGAUUGAAGUACAUGCACACGGACCUCGACCCACCGGCCACUCACAUGAAAUUCGAUGCAAGCUCAGUGUUUCUGACCGAAUGCUACAGCGCGAAGGUCGCCUCAUACGGCAUGGAUAAGCUGUGCGUGGGCAGCAACUCACUCGGCCGGAGACAAUCUUUUGGUAGAAUCGUCAAGUCGGUCGGGUACGAGGAUUGGGAUAGGUACCGGCAUGUACCCAAGCAGGAGAGCAAUGUGUUGAGUUUUGGAAUGUUUAUGCUGGAGAUGAUUAGUGGAAGGUGCCCUUAUGAUCCCACUGAGGGAUCGAUUCUUUUGUGGGCUGCGGAAUACAUGGAGUCCAACGAGAAACUAUGGCAGCUAGUCGAUACUUCGCUGGCUUCUCACAACGCCGAGGAGCUGGUGGCCCUAGUAGAGAUUGUCAAACAGUGCACGAACCCGAAGCCUUUGAAGAGACCGACCAUGGCCAAGGUGACGGAGAUGUUGGCGGCCGCACUGAAGAUCUCACAGGAAGAUGCAUCGCUGGGAAGUAGCGGCAAGAUUGACUACAAGAGCUCGCCUCUGAUGUGGGCCAAGCUCGAGCUCCUGAAUGCCGAGGGAGGAACAAACACCACCGAGGAAGAGGAAGACCAUCACUCGGAAGGCUUGACCUCGUCCACUCUACCUCUUCUCGCGCCCGGACCUUCAUCUCCCAAGUCCGGGCUCCGAUCACCGAAAUCCUCGUCGCCCAAAGGAUGCAGCACCAGUGGCAGCGAAUUCUCAGACUCGCGUCCGUCGGACGAGGUUGCCAUUACCAUCACCUCGUCUCAAGUCAAACAAUUUCAUCAAUCGGAUUCGAAAUCUUUCGAGCGAUGAGUGAAGUCCACGUGCGUGGAUCAACUGUACAGUAUAAGUCCACCUGCCGGCACCCUCAACUCUCGAGUAGGAUGAGGUGUGGCAGGGUUUUGUGAAAGUAGAGAGAUGAGGUAGUAGAGCAAACCUGAUCAUGAAAGCAUAGGAUUAGGAAUCACGGCAGAAUGCGAGGCCCUCAGAUGCGCUUGGGCGUUGCUAGGAGGGACUGGCAUCUCGAUUCAUUCUUUCAAUUCAGACAGGUGGC